Messenger RNA from Schistosoma intercalatum, 585 nucleotides. NCBI's taxonomy places the organism in Eukaryota, Metazoa, Platyhelminthes, Trematoda, Strigeidida, Schistosomatidae. The record is from the annotation of a GenBank genome assembly.
AUGAAUAACAAUCAUAGUCUUAAAUGUAUCAACAUUAUGGUUAUUUUAUUAUUCUUUAUUAUUAUUCUAUGUCAAUGUAAAAAAUUAAAAUUACCUAAAGAAGUACGUGAAGUAUUUCAAUUACAUAAAUAUUAUCGUAAUUCAAUACGUUUUUGUCAAAUGCCAAAUCAACCUCCAGCAAAACGUAUGUCAAAAUUAAAAUGGAAUACAUAUUUAGCAGAAAAAGCUCAACUUUCAGCUAGUCGAUGUGAUUACUCUUAUGAUAGUCCAAGUGAUAUGAAUUUUGAUGAAUUUGGUACAGUAGCACAAAAUAUUGCUGAUAGUCCAACAAUUGAAAAAGCAGUAGCCAGUUGGUUUGUUGAAUACAAGAGCUAUUCUUUUAUUGAUAACAAAUGCAAUGAUACAUGUAUGCAGUAUAAACAGAUAGUAAAAGGUGAAGAAACUGAAAUUGGUUGUGGUGUACAAAAAUGUGGCCAAAGAUUUUUAGUAGUAUGCAAUUAUUCACCAGCAGCUGAAGAAGAUAGACAACCGUAUGAAAAAGGCACUCAAGAAAAUUGCGAUGAUGUUGAUGAUGCAGAAUAUUAA